CAAACACACAGACAUGUACAUACACACACAGAAACAUGUACUCGCACACACACACACAUACAGACACAUAUAUAUACACACACAGGCAUGUACAGACACUCAUACACACAUAUACAUGUACAUACACAGAAAUACAAACACACACACGUAUGUACAUAUACACAAACACACACACACACACAAGCAUACACAGACACACACACACACCCUAUAAAAAGUUUCAGUACUUCCUUGUUCACUCACAGAGCCGGGUACUGCACUCUAGGAGAGGCAGAGAGCACAGCACACACUCCUUCCUCUGCUUUCACUGCACGCAGCUAUUAAGCAGUCUGACGGUUCCCAGUGCCAGUGACAGAUCAGGCCUGAGCUCCGAGCCUGCUCAGCAAGACGACCCUGGGGGACACACUCGCCCCCACCAUAAUUUCCACUCGCCAUUGGCGAGCAGGCGAGUGGAAAAUUCAAGGCCUGGUGUACUCUGUGUA
Staurois parvus is the source of this 482-nucleotide messenger RNA. The record is from the annotation of a GenBank genome assembly. NCBI's taxonomy places the organism in Eukaryota, Metazoa, Chordata, Amphibia, Anura, Ranidae.